AUGAAACUCCCUACAGCGUGCACCAGGUGCAGAAGGCGGCGCAAAAAGUGCUUCCGGACAAAACCUGACGGCCCGUGUGAUGCCUGUGCCAAGAAGCAGAACCAUCAGUGCUCGCUCGUCCAGCCACCAGGUGAUGUUUCUCCUCAGCCACAUCGCGUCUCGGCAGUCGAGGAUCUGAACCCGCAGGCUGCUCUCUCGCAUGACCUCAUUGAAGAACUUGUGGAGAAUUAUAUUUACUACAUACUUGACAGGCCUCAUACGCUCUUCCAUCUACCUACCUUGCGGAAUGCAGUGAAGGAAGAUACGUUGGGAGAUGCUUUGCUGUCAGCGAUAUUGGCGUUUGGGUGUCGGUUUCAUGACAAGCCUGAGAUAGCAUCGCUUGGGCCUGCGUUUAUGGAAAAGUCCAAAUACUUACUGAAGUUGGAUAUGGAGAAUAUCUGUCUUGAGAAUAUCCAGACAUGCGUGUUGCUCGCAAAUUUGUCAUCUUCGUCCAAGAACCCAGAGUCUGAGGCUCUGUUUGUCACUCUUGGCAUUCGUAUGGCUGAGAUUCUUGGCUUGGACCAGCCGGACCCGGAGGACUCGGAGGUUCUACGUGAAACAAAAUGCAGGGUAUGGUGGACACUUUUCAUGGCUGACCGUUGGAGUUCAGUUGGUCGCAACCUCCGACGAGCGAUGCCGGACUUUAAUCAGGAGACUCCCCUACCAAUGGAUGAAGACUACUUUCAUCAUCUGGAUAUUGACCAAGGUACGGACAGUGUCGAGGCAUCGCCCCCGCGCCCUCGCACACUGGGCCUCUGGGCAUACAACAUCAUGCUCGCAAAACAGCUAGGGCCUAUUCGAGACCUGAAUAAGCAGUGGAAUCAGGAGGGCAUCUCGGAAGAUUACGUGAUGCAGCGCGUCGCAGAUCUAGCAGAAGGCCUACAGCUCUGGGAAGCGGGUCUCCCCGAGGAAAAGAAGGCGACAGAGGAGAACCUCCAGGCACACAGUGCAAAGAAGCUUGGGGGACCGUUCCUCGCCAUACAUACAGGCUACCACCAGCAUUUCGUGCUGCUGCUGUUCCGGUUUCUGGACCUGAAUCGGGCGCAGACGCCCAAGACGAUCGAGUACGCCGAGCUGUGCAAGUAUCACGCAAGGUCGAUCAGUCAACUCGUCAAACUGUCCCGCCAAGUUCCGAACUGCGCGAUGGUAUUUGGGGGAGUGGGAUACAUGACUGUUGCGUCUUCAGCGGUACUUCUGCAUACGCUCAUUUUCGGGCAGCAGGAUGACACGGCUGAUAUACGGGCCAAGCUGGAGUCCAACUAUGAGACCAUCUAUGCGCUUCAAAAAUACUGGCCUUCGAUUCAGAACUCGGUUAGUAGAGAGACUUGUGUUAGUGGUUAG
Fusarium tjaetaba is the source of this 1380-nucleotide messenger RNA. RefSeq lists its product as uncharacterized. Gene Ontology annotation, molecular function: zinc ion binding; DNA binding; DNA-binding transcription factor activity, RNA polymerase II-specific. Gene Ontology annotation, cellular component: nucleus. The transcript has a single exon. Bases 1 to 1380 code for a protein of 459 amino acids. Gene Ontology annotation, biological process: DNA-templated transcription; regulation of DNA-templated transcription. Lineage: Eukaryota; Fungi; Ascomycota; Sordariomycetes; Hypocreales; Nectriaceae. The record is from RefSeq and is a predicted model, not a curated record.